GCAUAAACAACUCUCCGUAGUGUCACCUGAUAAACUACUAUGACCUCCAAAGAUCCCACGGUUAUGGAGGACCGGAGACGCAAUGCGCUGGACCAGCUUCCGCCGCCGGCCAACUCCAACAAGCCCCUGACGCCAUUCAGUAUAGAGGACAUCCUGAACAAGCCCUCGGUAAAGAGAAGUUAUUCUAGCUGCGGGACGGCGCACCUGCUCUCCUCCAGCGAGAAGCUGUCCUCUUCAGGGCAUAGCCUGUCCAGCCGGGCCCUUUUCACCCAAACCUCCCCGCUCUGCGCUCUGGAGGAGCUCGCCAGCAAAACCUUCAAAGGGCUCGAAGUCAGUGUUCUUCAAGCGGCGGAGGGCCGAGACGGCACGACACUAUUCGGUUCGCGGAAUAACCCCAAAAAGCGCCGGAAGUCUCGCACCGCCUUCACCAACCACCAGAUCUACGAGUUGGAAAAGCGCUUCCUUUACCAGAAGUACCUGAGUCCAGCUGACCGCGACCAGAUAGCACAGCAGCUCGGCCUCACCAACGCGCAGGUCAUCACCUGGUUCCAAAACCGGCGCGCCAAGCUCAAACGCGACCUGGAGGAGAUGAAGGCGGACGUGGAGUCGGCCAAAGCCGUGGGAACCGUGUCGUUUGAGAAGAUGGCCAAACUAGCCGAACUGGAGAAAUGCGCAGCUAACGGGGCGCUGGGCCCUAACAGAUCUGAGUCACCCUCGUUAUCGAACCAUGAGCGCAACGCCUCGAACAAACUCUUAUUGUCCUCCCCUUCGUCGCCAUAUACAGACCAUACUAGCAGCAAGGGCUGCUCCGAGGAUGAGGAGAUUGACGUGGAUGACUGAGGAUUUUACCAUUGUAUCUCCCUCUUACCACGACUAAAGUUUGAAGUGCCAUUUAUGCACCACAUCAUGAGGCUUUUAUGAAGAACACUUAGCAUCGCAUGGACUGUGUCUUAUAUGCAACAACAGAUGCAGACAGUUAUUGUAUUGAUCCAUUCAUUUAACCAACGUGGAAUAGUUUAAAGAAAAGCAAUAUGUAUUUUAUCCACAAAGGAUCUGCCCACACACAUACACACACACACACAAACACACACACACAAUCUUCCCGGUAUGAGUUAAUACCACUAGCUAAUAACUCAACCUAUGAAUCAUUUCAAUGCAUGUUUUAUUUUGUUUCACUUAAUUGUAAUUUAAACGACUGUUGGUUUGAAUAUUACACAGAGGCAUUCAGAUUGAAAAACACACAUCAUAUGCUCGGUGUUAUAACUAUAUCGUAAGCCUACAUAUUUAAACAGUUUGAUAACGAUGGGAAGACAUUUUCUAAGAUAAUAAUCAAAGAUAAAUCAUAUUCCAUCUGGUUGCUUGUAAUAUCAGUCACAUUUUAAUAUAUUUAUAAUGGUUUGCAAACCUGUAAGUGCCUUUCAAUGCCAGCACACCAUUUUAAACAUAAUGUAUAAAGUG
This is a messenger RNA of Oncorhynchus masou masou (cherry salmon), 1458 nucleotides long. It is a transcript of the gene lbx1a, whose product is annotated as ladybird homeobox 1a. Lineage: Eukaryota; Metazoa; Chordata; Actinopteri; Salmoniformes; Salmonidae. Gene Ontology annotation, molecular function: sequence-specific double-stranded DNA binding; DNA-binding transcription factor activity, RNA polymerase II-specific. Gene Ontology annotation, biological process: regulation of transcription by RNA polymerase II. Bases 40 to 840 code for a protein of 266 amino acids. Gene Ontology annotation, cellular component: nucleus. The transcript is spliced from 2 exons. The record is from RefSeq and is a predicted model, not a curated record.